AUGGUAUCAGCAGCUUUUGCUUCACAACAAUCUAAUCGAUCCUCAAUCAUGUCUUCCCCCAACAACACCAUCCAAAUAUCAAAUUCCCAAUCUGUUGUAGUUCUCAAUAACCAUGCAACUGUCAAGCUUAAUGGCAUGAACUAUCCUGCAUGGAAAGUACAACUCAAUGCCCUUCUUGUAGGGUAUGAUCUUAGUGGCUUCGUUGAUGGCGAACUUACGUGCCCAGCACCCAAUCAUCAUGAUUUCAUAUAUUGGAGGCGCCAUGAUCAAUUGAUUCUUCACGCAAUCAUCUCCUCAGUUGAUCAAAAUGUGAUCACAUUGCUUGGAAACGUCAAGACAUCCAAACAGGCAUGGGAUAUCCUUAACAAGAGAUAUGCCAGCAAGACCCAUGCUCGAAUCAUGCACUUGAAGGAACGCUUAACUCGGUACACGAAGGGCUCUCGGUCCAUGACUAAGUAUCUUCAUGGAAUUAAAUCCUUGGCUGAUGAAUUAGCCAUCAUCAACUCUCCUUUGGAUGACGUUGAUCUUGUCAUCCAUACCAUCAAUGGUUUAGGUGAUGAAUAUAAAGAGGUUUCUGCUGCCAUUCGCACAAGGGAAAAUCCUAUUGGAUUUGAGGAACUACAUGAUCUUCUCUCUGAUGCUGAAAAUUAUCAUAAGAGGGAUGAUAAUACUAAUGAUCUACAACUGGUGGCCACUGCACAUGCUACACAAAAGAGAAAGCAUACCUAUAACAAAAAGUCUUCUCCUUAG
Molecule: messenger RNA, 750 nt
Organism: Cajanus cajan (pigeon pea)
Lineage: Eukaryota; Viridiplantae; Streptophyta; Magnoliopsida; Fabales; Fabaceae
Source: RefSeq, a predicted model, not a curated record